GUUGAUCUUUUAGAGGAAGGUAAGUAAAGAGGGAGAGAGAGGAGAUGGAUGCAGAAAAUGAGCUGGGGCAACAGGUGGAGAUGGUGGGCAGGGCAUUCGUGGAUCACUAUUAUCAUCUCUUUGAUCAUAGUCGAUCUUCACUAGUGACACUCUACCAGCCCUCUUCGUUGCUGACAUUUGAAGGGCAGAAAAUAGAGGGAGCCACAGACAUAUCGGAGAGGCUGUGCCAGCUGCCCUUUGAUCAAUGCAAGCAUUCAAUUUCCACCAUCGAUUCACAGCCGUCGCCCAUUGCAGGCGGCAUCCUUGUAUUUGUAAGUGGCAACCUGCACUUGCCCGGUGAGGAGCACCCUUUGCGGUUUAGCCAGAUGUUUCACUUGGCGCCAACGAUGCAGGGAAGCUUCUUCGUGCAAAAUGACAUAUUUCGCCUCAACUACGGCUGAACCUAGCGCCGGCGGCCGCCACUUCGCCGUCCGUCUAGCAUCAUUCAUAUAUGUGGAUCUUAAUUUGUGCAAAUCUAUGAAUGGACCGCUGAGAAUUGAUUGCCAGAAUUUGGGUAAUGGCGUUUGCAAUAAAUGAAAGAGUGGCAUGCUGCUUCUACAAAUGAA
Nymphaea colorata (pocket water lily) is the source of this 605-nucleotide messenger RNA. RefSeq names its product nuclear transport factor 2B. Gene Ontology annotation, cellular component: nuclear pore central transport channel. The coding region runs from base 45 to 440 and encodes 131 amino acids. The transcript is spliced from 2 exons. NCBI's taxonomy places the organism in Eukaryota, Viridiplantae, Streptophyta, Magnoliopsida, Nymphaeales, Nymphaeaceae. The record is from RefSeq and is a predicted model, not a curated record. Gene Ontology annotation, biological process: nucleocytoplasmic transport.